UUUUGCUAAAUUUUUGCUAAAUUUUAUCUAGAAUAAGAAUGAUAAAUCAAUCCAACCCUUAUCGUGGAUAAAGCAAGGAUAAAACCGAAGCCCUGCAAACAAACCCCCGCUAAUCCUAAGCUUCUUCAUUCACUUCUGAAGUUAACAAUGUCGACAAUUUCAACAUUCCAACCAUUUUCUCCUUCACUUUACAAAUUCAACUACCCCAAAUCUUUAUCCCAAACCAAUUCUUUUGCACUUCACUUCCAGAAAAAUGCAAUUGCUACCCAUAAUUUGAAUAUGACCCAUAACUCUAAAUGGAUACGGGUUAGGUCAGCUGAGGAAGACGCUCAAAUCCCAGAAACACAAACUGAUACAGAUGCAGCUGUUGCUGAAGAACCUGACCAAACUGUUGCAAUCCCGGUUUCUCCUUCUGAUAAGUUGAUUAUGUUUUUCCAGGCAGAAGGAACAUUGAAUGAAUCAGCUAUCCCCAAUGUCACCCAAGCAUUAGAGGUAACAGAAGGAGUUUCUGAUCUGAAGGUUCAAAUUUCCGAGGGCAUUGCAAGUGUUGAGCUUACGAAGCAGACAACAAUACAAGCGACGGGUGUGGCAUCUAGUCUGCUUGAAACAAUACAAGGAGCUGGCUUCAAGUUGCAAACAUUGAACUUGAGUUUUGAAGACGAUGAAUUGUUAGCUGGGGUCUAGUACUUUUUUCCAAAAAUCAUUGUAGAAAACAAUUUAAUGUAAUCUUAGCUGAGGCGCUGUAAUUUAAUGUUUUUAUCAUUGUUUUCAUAAAGAAAGUGAUUCUCAUGUAGUACUAAAAUUUGCUUCAUUUGUCGUAGAUAUUGAUAUUCAUUGCUAUAUUGUAUCGUCAUAUUUUUUAUUAAUUCAUAUUCUAAAAUAUCUCUCGA
Molecule: messenger RNA, 890 nt
Organism: Amaranthus tricolor (Joseph's coat)
Lineage: Eukaryota; Viridiplantae; Streptophyta; Magnoliopsida; Caryophyllales; Amaranthaceae
Exons: 4
Coding region: 148-684 (178 amino acids)
Cellular component (GO): chloroplast
Source: RefSeq, a predicted model, not a curated record